This is a messenger RNA of Gossypium raimondii (Peruvian cotton), 1586 nucleotides long. Its product is annotated as probable magnesium transporter NIPA9. Gene Ontology annotation, biological process: magnesium ion transport. Gene Ontology annotation, molecular function: magnesium ion transmembrane transporter activity. The transcript is spliced from 9 exons. The record is from RefSeq and is a predicted model, not a curated record. Lineage: Eukaryota; Viridiplantae; Streptophyta; Magnoliopsida; Malvales; Malvaceae. The coding region runs from base 163 to 1197 and encodes 344 amino acids. Gene Ontology annotation, cellular component: membrane.
UGUUUUUGGGUACCAAUCCAAAAAAACUAAAAACACCCCACCAGAAACAGAGAGAGAGAGAGAGAGAGAGAGGAGAAAAUUUUCAUUCUCAACAAGGGUUUUUUGGGUAUAUUUAUUUGUUUGAUUGAUUGAUUUCAGAGCGAUAGCGAAGAAGAAGAAGAAAUGUGGGAAUCGAUUUGUUUAACAUUGGUAGCAACAGCGGGUAAUAACAUAGGCAAAGUUCUACAAAAGAAGGGCACUGUUAUCCUCCCUCCUCUCUCCUUCAAGCUCAAGGUGAUAAGAACAUAUGCUGUUAAUAAAUUUUGGGUGAUAGGAUUUCUGAUGGAUAUUUCCGGUGCCUUGUUGAUGUUGAGAGCAUUAUCUUUGGCUCCGGUAUCUGUUAUUCAACCAGUCUCUGGCUGUGGGCUUGCCAUUCUUUCGAUCUUUUCGCACUUCUAUCUGCAAGAAGUGAUGAACAUUGUUGACUGGAUGGGGAUUACAUUAGCUGGUAUUGGCACCAUAGGAGUUGGUGCUGGUGGAGAGGAGCAAGAGUCUUCGGCAGUAUCGAUUUUACAGCUACCGUGGUUGGCAUUCGUUGUCGUGAUCGUGUUUGUACUCCUAAAUGGCUGGCGUCGCAUCUACAAGCGUCAACGGAGAGAACAAGAGCUGAUAGAGUAUGAAGUUGUUGAAGAAAUCAUAUAUGGCCUGGAAUCAGGAAUAUUAUUUGGAAUGGCAUCAGUGAUAUCGAAGAUGGGAUUUGUCUUCGUGGAGCAGGGCUUCUCCAAAAUGUUGAUUCCCCUAUGUAUCUCAAUCAGCAUUUGUUGUAGUGGCACUGGAUUUUACUAUCAGACACAUGGCCUAAAGCAUGGUCGAGCAAUUGUGAUCUCCACCUGUGCUGCCGUGGCAUCAAUCGUGACUGGUGUACUUGCCGGUAUGCUUGCAUUGGGUGAACAGUUGCCUUCAGCACCAGUUGCUCGCCUUUCACUUCUUCUUGGAUGGUUAUUUAUCAUGAUGGGUGUAAUUUUGCUUGUGAGUUCAACAAGAUUGAUGCGACACAUUCCGUGGCCAUUACGAAACUUAAUACCGAGUGGAGUGGACCGGAACUUCAAUCUCAGGCGAUCAGGUUCUCUUCGAGUCAAGGACCCUAGUCCGAGUGCUGUUAUCCCAGCCGCCACAUUGCACCAUCUGAUUUCAACACCAGCGAAAGAGAAAGCAUAGGUGAAGAAAAACAAAAGCUGAAUACAUAUUGAGAAUCAGAAUCAAUUUUAUCGAAUAUCAUCUCUUAAAAGUUCCAGGUCCGGGUUUGUUCUGCUACAACACAAACUGAAGGUUUAUAAUUGUAGCUAAACUUGCUUGUCUUUCACUCCUAUUACACUAGCACAAUUAGUGCUAAUGUGAAUAGGAUUUGAUUGUUAACAAUAGACAAUGGUCACUUUGGUUUUUAGGUUCCAAAUAUCAGUACUGUGUAAUAAGUUUUUCAUUUUAUUUUUUGAAUUAUUUAAAUCAGAUUAACAUGGUUAUAACAUUAUGUUGACUAAUGAUGUACAUUGAACUUUGGAUUUAAUGCCAAUUAAUUUAAAUCCACACAAAUGCAUGAUUGACAUAAA